AGCUGGAGGGGAUGGACACGCUGCGCAGGAGCCUGUCUCGAUGGAAGAGGUACCACAUCAAGGUGCACCUGGCCGAUGAGGACCUGAUGAUGCCCCUGACCGUCAGGCCCAGGGACACGGUGAUGGACCUGCGGGCUCUCUUGGUCCGGGAGGGCAUCACUUCCUGGAAGAAGACAUUUUAUUACAACUCCAGGCAGCUCGAGGAGCAUGAGACCCUCAAAGAAGCCAAUAUCCAGAACGGUUCUGUCCUCCUCCUGGUCAGCAAUAAAAGAUAAUGCCAAAGAGCACAGCCAAAGCCAUGAGGGACGGCGAGUGUGACAAGGGCUGAAGGGGAGCAGAUGGAAGAGAGC
Molecule: messenger RNA, 350 nt
Organism: Pyrgilauda ruficollis (rufous-necked snowfinch)
Lineage: Eukaryota; Metazoa; Chordata; Aves; Passeriformes; Passeridae
Product: putative ubiquitin domain-containing protein TINCR
Exons: 2
Coding region: 12-275 (87 amino acids)
Molecular function (GO): protein binding
Source: RefSeq, a predicted model, not a curated record